AUAACACCACGCUGGAGAGUGGAGCACUGGAGCCUACAAACAUGAUGGACUUCUGACUUAUAACUUAUAAGUACAAAUUAAAACUUACUACUUUAGAGUUACAAGACGUUUAAACGUAAUAGCUGUUAAGUGUUUAAAUUUACUGUUUACACCAAACAAGUGAUACUUAUAACUUCACGAACUACUGAGUACUGAUAUGAAAAAAGCCACUACGUGUUUAUAAAGGUAAAAAAAAUCAUUCAAAAUAAUGAAGGUUUACUGUCUGCAAAACGGGAAAUAUUUAGGAGUAUCUUAUUUCACAAACGUCAAAAAUAUAAAAUGGCUUAAAGACAACAUGGCUUCAAUUUUCAAAGAUAAAACACUAGUGUUAAUUCGCCGCAGAUUGAUUGUUGAUCCAUUUCAGAUCGUAGUUGCUGUGAACAAUGCCUACUUGUCCAGUGAAAAUUCCUGUAUGAAAACUAAAUCUCUUGCUAAUGAAAUUUUAUUCAAUUUAUCAGGAACAAAGAAUAUCACUCAGUCGUUGAAAGAUACUAGCGCUAAUGAUCAGGAUGAUGACAUGAUAGUUGCACUUAUAUCAAAGUUCUCCAAUGUUCCAGAAAUGAAAAUAUUUCAAGAAAAAUGUAUUACAGGAUGUGAAACAGACAUUUCAGAACUUACAGAAAGUAUUGAUGAAAAUUAUAUUAAAUCGUAUUACAAAAUAAGUCAAAUAGAAAGUGUGAACUCCAGUCUACUUGAUUCUAUUGUUACUAGAAUUGCUUGUAAAAUUUUAACAUUGUAAAACUAUACAUUUUGAAUAAUAUUAUAAUUAUAUUAAGUUACUUUAAUUUUUUA
Messenger RNA from Aphis gossypii (cotton aphid), 831 nucleotides. RefSeq names its product EKC/KEOPS complex subunit TPRKB-like. Gene Ontology annotation, biological process: tRNA threonylcarbamoyladenosine modification; telomere maintenance via recombination. The record is from RefSeq and is a predicted model, not a curated record. Gene Ontology annotation, cellular component: nucleus; cytosol; EKC/KEOPS complex. NCBI's taxonomy places the organism in Eukaryota, Metazoa, Arthropoda, Insecta, Hemiptera, Aphididae. The transcript has a single exon. The coding region runs from base 248 to 778 and encodes 176 amino acids.